This is a messenger RNA of Branchiostoma belcheri (Belcher's lancelet), 2358 nucleotides long. Its product is annotated as sedoheptulokinase-like. The coding region runs from base 18 to 1547 and encodes 509 amino acids. Gene Ontology annotation, cellular component: cytosol. Gene Ontology annotation, biological process: carbohydrate metabolic process; cellular response to lipopolysaccharide. The record is from RefSeq and is a predicted model, not a curated record. Gene Ontology annotation, molecular function: sedoheptulokinase activity. NCBI's taxonomy places the organism in Eukaryota, Metazoa, Chordata, Leptocardii, Amphioxiformes, Branchiostomatidae. The transcript is spliced from 4 exons.
UCUCGCCAACCCACAACAUGAAAACAGGUGUCCAUCAAACAGGUGCAUGGGCAGGGAACAGGUGGCCCCAACAGGUGGGCGUGACCUUCAUCAUCAUCAACAUGGCUGCCCCGGUGGACGUUCCGAGCCCGUACAGGGGUGUUUCCGCCCCGUACCGCACGAUACUCGGCAUUGACAUGGGCACAACGUCCGUCAAGGUUUCCUUAGUGGACAUGGACUCUUCCACGACCGUUUUUUCCACGACUCGAGAGACCGGGGCGACGGUGGAGUUCCCAACAGACCCGCGCGGAGACGAACAAGAUGUCGGCAAGAUUCUGUCCUGCCUGCAGGACUGCGUGGAAAAGAUCCCAGAGGAGCUCUCUCUGGGGGUGACGCGCAUCGGAGUGUCCGGGCAGAUGCACGGGGUGAUGCUGUGGCGGGCCCGGGAGGGCUGGCGCUACUCCCCGAUGUCCCACCGCUUCCAAACGGGGAAGGUCAGCCGCCUCUACACCUGGCAAGAUGGCCGCUGCACCUCGGAGUUCCUCCAGACCAUCCCCAAACCCCGCGCGCACCUCCCGGUUGCCACGGGCAACGGCUGUGCGACGCUGCUGUGGCUGGCCAGGAACAUGCCGGAGGCUCUGGAGGGGUUUGACCGGGCAGGGACGGUGAUGGACUACGUGGUGGCGAUGUUGUGUGGGAUGGAACUCCCCGUCAUGUCUGUACACAACGCCGCUAGCUGGGGGUACUUCGACUGUGGCAGCCGGCUGUGGAACAAGGAAAUUCUGGAGGAGGCAGGCUUCCCGUGCGAUGUCCUGCCCCGUGUGCUGGACCCAGGAGAGGUAGCGGGGACCCUGAGGCAGCCCUGGUGCUGUGUACCUCCCCGCAUUGAUGUUGGCGUGGCCCUGGGGGACCUGCAGUGUUCUGUACUACCUAGUCUGGUACAGAGGGGGGAUGCAGUCCUGAACAUCGGUACGUCUGCCCAGCUGGCGUUCCAGAUGACCCCCGGGUUCCUGCCGCCUGCCGCUGACCCCUCCUCCCCGGUACAGUACUACCCAUACUUCAGCGGGAGGUACCUGGCCGUGGCUGCCGCGCUGACCGGGGGGAACGCACUCGCCUGCUUCGUCAAGAUGAUCCAGAGCUGGCUCCAGGAUCUGGGAAUCCCGUCCAUACAGGAGGACCAGCUGUACGAGCGUCUCCUGGCGUGUGCCCAGUCGUCCGGUGACACCCCGCUCACCGUCGUCCCCACCAUCUUCGGCGAGCGCCAUGCCCCGGACCAGCGGGCGUCCGUGUCCAACGCGACCAUCGACCGUCUCAGUGUGGGGCAGGUCACGCGCUCGCUCUGUAAGGGCAUCGUGGCCAACCUGCACGCCAUGAUGCCACGCGAGUUCCUCACCGAGUGUGGCGUGCAGAGGAUCGUGGGAACGGGAAGCGCCCUGACGAGAAACCCCAUCAUACAGGAGGAGUUGGAGCGGGCGUACGACAUCCCCCUGAUAUACUCGAAGACGACCUGUGGGGACGCUGCAUAUGGAGUAGCGUUCGCCAUGUUGUUGGAGAUGCAGAAAAGAUGAAAAAAGAACAUAUGUUGCCAAGCUGAAAAUAAUGAGUUACAGGUUUGAACUGUAAUAUCAUUUCCAACACAAAAAAUUGAACUGUAAUGUUAUUUCCAACACAAAAAUUUAGACUACAAUUUAGACCAUAAAUUGCUGUUUAUAGGACUUGCCAUGAUGGCUGUAUUGGCUUUAUCUACAAGUGUGAUUUAGAUUGCAGUAUGACACAGUAUGAGCCAUAACAUUUCUUACCUCCUGCUGUUUGUUUCUUCCUUAUAAAUGCAGAAUUCACAUAUAGCCAUAUUAACACAGGCAAAUACUGCUAGGACCACUGAUUACUAGUAGUCAACAAAUCAUUGUGGUUCAUAGCAUUUUGUCUAAUUAGUUGGUGAGGACUAUGAAUUGCUAAAGUUUUUUUGAUGAUUUGAAGCUAAUUAAUUGAUGAAGUUGCCACAAAUGCUGCUAUGAUUUGAAUUUAUCUACUACUCAGAUAUUUGCCACUAGGAUUUGAAGAGGAUUGUGAAUAAUCAGUGAUUGGUCCAGUGCCUGGACUAUAAAGCCAUGCAGUUGUAUAGAGAAAUAAGUGCCAAAAGAGAAGUGUGAUGAUACAUGUAUUUCAUUAGCUCUUAUCUUCCAAAUGUAUUCUGCCAAGACUUAAGUAUACAGAAGAGUGGCUAGUUUUGCCGUUUUGUUAAUUGUGGAAAGAAGGCUAAAGCCAGAUGUGUUUUAAUGCACAGUUAAGUGUAUAAUCUGUCUGAUAUUUUACAAUGCAGUGAUAUACCAGAAUGUGUGUGUUUAAAAUUUGAAUGGAGAAGAAUAUGUACCAACAGAU